This is a messenger RNA of Adineta steineri, 1629 nucleotides long. NCBI's taxonomy places the organism in Eukaryota, Metazoa, Rotifera, Eurotatoria, Adinetida, Adinetidae. The record is from the annotation of a GenBank genome assembly.
AUGUCGUCGAGUAUUAGCGAUUUUUAUGAAGGAAAAAAUAUCUUAGUUAUUGGUUCCACAACAUUUCCCGGUAAAGUUUUACUUGAAAAAUUAUUACGUUCAUGUCUAAAUAUUGGUAAAAUCUAUUGUCCUAUACAUCCAACAAAAACAACAGUGACACAUCAACUUUCUCCAGUGGAUACAUUUGCAGAGAUCUAUACAACAAAAUUAUUCGAUCGUGUCAGACGUAUUAAUGCAAAAUUUCAAGAAAAAAUUAUUCCAUUUGACAUGAAUAUUUUAAUAUCAUCGACGACAACAACAGAUACAGAAUUAGACUCUGAUGAACAAAGCCAAUUACAAACAGUAUCAUGGAGAAAAUUACAAGAUACAGUUGAUCUAUGUUUUUAUAUUGCAAAUAAUUCAGUAGAUUUCGAAGAACAAAAUUUAAAAGAGAUGAUUAAAACGAAUGUUAUGGAUUUAAAAAGUAUUUUAACAUUUUUAAAAACAUGUACACAAUUAAAAUCAAUUGUUUAUCUAUCAUCAAUAUAUGCUAAUAUCGAUUGUCCAUAUAUUGAUGAAUGCAUUUAUCCAUGUCCUAUUGAACCACAAAAAUUAGUCGAUGCACUUGAUUGGAUGGAUAAAGAAAUGGUCGCAUUAGCAACUCCAAAAUUAAUCGGUCCUAAACCUAAUGCAUUUACAUUUUCUCAUUGGCUUGCUGAAACAAUUUUAGCUGAAGAACAAAAAAAUCUUCCAUCAAUAUCAAUCGUUCGUGUAUCAAUUAUAGGUGCAGCAUGGAAAGAACCCUAUCCUGGUUGGGUAGAAAAAUCUAAUGGACCAAGUGAAUUAUUUGUUGCUGCUGGUCGUGGUUAUUUACGUUCAAUGAAAAGUGAUUCACAUGAUAUACUUGAUAUUGUACCUGUUGAUAUACCUGUUAAUUUAUUAAUUGCUGCAUCAUGGGAAAGAUAUCAUGAAGAAAAUAAAGAACAGUUAACAAAAAUCUUUCAUUGUACAUCAAGUGGUCUUAAUCCAUUUCAUUGGCAAGAAAUGAGUAAUUAUUUUACUGAAUAUUCAAAACGUAUUCCAUAUGAACAUGCAUUUCGUCGUCCAAAUUUAUCUGUAACAAGUCAUAGUUUAAUACAUGAUUCUUAUGUAUUCUUUUCACAUCUUAUUCCAGCAUAUUUAGCUGAUAUUGGUUUACGUUUAAUCGGUCAAAAAGCACAUGUUGUUGAUAUAUAUAAAAAUUUACAUCGUAUUCUUCUUGGUCUAGAAUCAUUUACAAUUCGAGGUGAAAUACAAUGUUCAUAUGAUAGUUUAAAUGCAUUAAGACAAUUAGUUAGUGAAACAAAUAACUCGAAUGAAUUUUAUUUUGAUAUACGUGCUUUACAUUGGCCAACGUACGUUGAAUCAUAUUUAAUUGGUACAAAACGUUAUAUUUUAAAUGAAGAUAUGAAUUGUUUAAAUGGAGCACAAAAACAUUUAAAUAAUUUACGAAAUAUUCGUUGGACAUUUAAUACAAUAAUUCUUGUUCUUCUAUGGAGAGUAUUUAUAUCAAAACGACCUACAGCAAGAAAUCUUUGGUAUUUUAUAAUGAAUUUUUUUGUGGCAAAAUUUGUGCGAUUCUUUAAAAUUUUCAGUGCAGGAAAUACAUAA